AUGGUCAGAAGCAGCUGCACAGAAAAACACCAAAGUCUAAAGAAGGAGCUCAAAGUCCAGGGCGCCAACCCUACCACCAAACUGUCUGUAGUGUCUGUAUCGAGGCUCGCCUGCAGAGGCGUCAGGGCUGUCCCAGAGCUGGAGGGGUUCAGGACUUACCUGAGCCGGGCGGUCCCAGAGGUGGAGGGCUUCCUCUUCCUGUUGUCCUUCUGUCGAACACAUUAG
Messenger RNA from Knipowitschia caucasica, 225 nucleotides. The record is from the annotation of a GenBank genome assembly. Lineage: Eukaryota; Metazoa; Chordata; Actinopteri; Gobiiformes; Gobiidae.